Molecule: messenger RNA, 3551 nt
Organism: Anopheles funestus (African malaria mosquito)
Lineage: Eukaryota; Metazoa; Arthropoda; Insecta; Diptera; Culicidae
Product: myosin light chain kinase, smooth muscle-like
Exons: 9
Coding region: 232-3351 (1039 amino acids)
Biological process (GO): protein phosphorylation
Cellular component (GO): cytoplasm
Molecular function (GO): protein binding; ATP binding; protein kinase activity
Source: RefSeq, a predicted model, not a curated record
CGGUUCGGGUGCAGCAUCUCGACUGUGACCGUGUCGCUCCAGCGUGAUGGGGUGUCACCGCAUUUUGUGUCGUGACGUUCGACAGUGCAGUGCAGCACCGCGGUAGACUGCGCAACGCAGCGUUCCGACCAAGAUCGGGCACAGUGUCAGUCCGAUCGAUACGGAGGACGGUUUGCAAUCGGCCAGAUCUGGAUCGAUUAAUUAGCACCUGUGCUAGCAAAAUCGUGUGAAAUGGCUAGCAGAGCGGUGAAUCAGCCAUCGGCGCUCGUUGGCGCUAAAGGCAACAGUGAACAAAGUGGAACCGUGCCGCUCAAGUUUAUCUACGUGCCCCAGAAGCUCGAAGUGUACGAGUACGAGACGGCCAUAUUUCAGUGCAUUAUAGAAGGAUAUCCUACGCCGGUAAUGUCCUGGCAGCGAAAUGGUACACCUCUAGCACCGUCACGCACCGUCACGAUCCAGAGCAAGGGUUCACUGUGUACGAUGAAGAUCCAAAACGUACAGGGGAAGGAUGCGGGCCAAUAUCAGCUGGUAAUCGAGAACGAGAGUGGCCGUGUGGAGCGUACCAUUGAGCUGCUAGUGUUGGAGAAAAUUCGCACCAUUAAUCGGGUGAAGCGUAACAGUCAGGGUGCGAUCAGCAGUAUGCGUAUCUAUCGUCACAUCAAUGACUAUUCACCUCUGGUCGGGGAGUAUAUCAUCCUGAAUGCGGAGUACUACGCACCGUCCAUACCUACAGUCCGAUGCUUUCACAAUGGACGAGAGCUCGAGGAUGGACGAAUAUUCCAUCGCAGCGUAAGCCAGCGGAACCUUUCGCUGGUGUUGGAAAAGGCAAAGGCGAGUGAUUCGGGCACGUACACGUGUGUGCUGGAAACGAUCGAUGGCUGCAUGAAGGUGAUGUCGGCCGAAAUUGACGUACAGGACCCGAAAUGGUCCGGUCAGAUAGACAAACAAGCAAGGAUUGUGAAUGAACUGCCGAAAGUGAUCACCAUUACUGAAGGAUCGGAAGUUGAGCUAAGUCUGGAACUGCAGUGUUCUGAGCUGGUGAAAUGUUCGUGGAAGAAAAAUGGAAGACCCGUCAAGGAUUCGACGGAUUUCGCGUACAUCGAUCACGGUAAUGGGAAGUUUGGGUUACGGCUGAGGGACCCAUUCCUGGACGAUGCGGGACUGUACGAGUGUGUUCUCGAGACGGCAAAGCAGCAACUCACCUCGAGCUGCUAUCUGGACGUGCUCGAGCUUGACCAGCAGCAGCCACCGAUGGACUGUGAUCAUCGGUUGCCGGUUCGCUUCGUGCGCUUCCCACUCGCACAGAUCGCACUCGAGGGAGAUAAUGUGGAGUUUUACGCGUGUGUACAUCCACCGGAUAUACGGCUGCGGUGGUUCGUCCGGGGCAUGGAAAUUACCAGCGGUACCAAAGGUUUUUCGAUGGAGUCACGCGAUGAUGGUGGAAACAUUUUGCGAAUAUUCAACAGUGCAUACCGGCAAAGUGGCGAGGUGAAGUGUUGCAUCCCAUCGACGGCCACCGGUCCCCAUGGGCAGCUGUGCGCGUACGCUGAUCUGUGCGUCCUGCCCAAGGCGUAUGUCGGUGCGCUCGAGCGGAAGGAAAUUGAACGGUACAGUGUGGCACAGAAGCUACGAUUUCUACACUGCCUGCAGGAUGAGGUGGUACUGCAGGGUGAUGACGUGAUCAUUGAAGCCUGCUACCAGGGUCAACCACCAUCGGAAUUGCGCUGGAAACGAUCGGGCCGAACCAUCAGCGAUAGCAACGUGACGACGAAUAAUCUACCGGGUCGCACCCGUCUCCUACUAACAAAUAUCGAACCGGCCCAGGGCGGUAGAUAUAGCAUUCAGCUUGACAAAGCCUGUCCAGAAACGGAACUGUCGAUGUGUUUGCGCGUCGAAUCACCACCGGAACCACCGGCCGGUAAACCAACGGCGGCCAUUGUCAGCCAAACUGCGCUAACCGUAUCCUGGAAUCCUGCCCCAUACGACGGAGGAAGUGCCAUAACUGGAUUUGUGAUCGAAAUGGAACAAAAUGGUGAAGAGGGUUGGAUUUGUGUGAAGCGUGUACCGAACUCGUUCUCGUGUUUAAUCGACAGUUUGCAGCAGGACGGUCGCUAUCGGUUUCGGAUACGGGCGGAAAAUGUACAUGGAACGAGCCAUCCAACACCUGCGAGCGAUCUGGUAACAUUAAGCGAAGACAAGCGAACUAAUGGAACGUCGGAACUGCGAACGAACCGUCCGACGGCCAGUCCGACCUCUAGUGGGGCCAGCUUCUGCAGCGAUGCCGGUAACGGGGAACCCGGUUACGGUGGUGACCAAGGUGGGGUGGAAAACGAUCAGCAUCCACAGUCGCCAGUGGCUACGGUGAAAAUUUCCGCUGGCGGACACUUUGACGAACAGUUUGAGGUAGUGAAGGAGGUGGGCAAGGGACGGUUUGGGGUGGUGUACAAGGUGAUUGCACGACAAGGCGAAACAGGUACCGUGCUGGCGGCGAAAAAGGUCAAGUGCAUACGCAUAAAGGACAAGGAACGGGUCUGGCAGGAGACGGCCAUUAUGGAAAGCCUGGAGCAUCCGAAGCUGCUCCGACUGUUCGCCACAUUCGAGCUGCCGAAGGAGAUCAUCAUGGUGGUGGAGUACAUUUCGGGCGGGGAACUAUUUGAACGUGUGGUGGCGGACGAUUUUACGCUCACCGAGAAGGAUUGCGUCAUAUUCGUGCGUCAGAUCUGCCAGGGUGUGGAGCACAUGCACAGCCGCCAGAUAGUGCAUCUCGAUCUGAAGCCGGAAAACAUUAUGUGCGCCACUAAAACGAGUCACGAGAUAAAAAUUAUCGACUUCGGUUUGGCACAGCGAUUGUGUGCCUCCAGCCCGACGAGAGUAUUGUUCGGGACUCCAGAAUUUAUCGCACCGGAGAUCAUCAACUACGAACCGAUCAGUGUACAGUCCGAUAUGUGGAGCAUCGGUGUCAUCUGUUACGUGCUGCUUUCCGGGCUGUCACCUUUUAUGGGUGAUAACGAUGUAGAUACGUUCAGCAACAUUACACGCGCCGAAUACGACUUUGACGAUGAAGCAUUCGAUUUGGUGUCGGACGGAGCGAAGGAGUUUAUAGCGGGACUGCUCCGUGGCCGCCAGGAGGAACGGCUAAGCGCCCAACAAUGUCUGCAGUCUGAAUGGCUUUCGCUCAAGAGCGGCGACAAUGUGGGUGUUAACCAGAUCCGGACGGAUAAGUUGAAGAAAUUCAUCAUCCGUAGAAAAUGGCAGAAAACAGGCAAUGCCAUACGGGCCCUCGGAAGGAUGGCAAACUUAUCCGCUUCCCGGCGUGUCUCGGUGGUGCCUCGUGAAACGAAUCCCGAGUAAUCUGGCAUCAGGAUGCGAUCUACAAAGCACACAGAACGGCGCACAUGACGUUGAAUGGACGUUUGUUGAUUGUUUCCAAUACCAAAAUGAAAGCAUCUGAUGUUAAACGUAAAUGUUUGUUAAUUGUUUCAACUAUGUUAUGUACUACGCAAACUACUACAUCAAUAAAGUAAUGAAAGCUAGUGUUAAUACGUGAAGAA